This is a messenger RNA of Phaethon lepturus (White-tailed tropicbird), 882 nucleotides long. RefSeq names its product cell division cycle 37 (gene CDC37). Gene Ontology annotation, molecular function: protein-folding chaperone binding; protein kinase binding; heat shock protein binding. The transcript has 7 exons. Gene Ontology annotation, cellular component: cytoplasm. Gene Ontology annotation, biological process: protein folding; protein stabilization. Lineage: Eukaryota; Metazoa; Chordata; Aves; Phaethontiformes; Phaethontidae. The annotation marks the transcript as partial. The record is from RefSeq and is a predicted model, not a curated record.
GCUCGAGUGGAGAGAAUGGAGCAGUUCCAGAAGGAAAAAGAAGAGCUGGAUAAAGGAUGCAGGGAAUGCAAACGGAAACUCGCUGAAUGCCAGAAGAAAAUGAAGGAGCUGGAGGUGACGGAUCCGGAGAGUGGGAAGGGCGAGCUAGAGAAGCUCCAGGCCGAAGCCCAGCAGCUGAGGAACGAAGAGAAGAGCUGGGAAAAUAAAUUGGAAGAGCUGAAGAAGAAGGAGAAGAACAUGCCCUGGAACGUGGACACCCUCAGCAAAGACGGCUUCAGCAAGAGCGUCUUCAACGUCAAACCGGAGGAGAAGGAGGAAACGGAGGAACAGAAAGAGAAGAAACACAAAACCUUUGUGGAGAGAUACGAGAAGCAGAUCAAACACUUUGGGAUGCUGCGGCGCUGGGACGACAGCCAGAAAUAUCUCUCUGAUAACCCUCACCUCGUUUGCGAGGAGACGGCUAAUUACUUAGUCAUCUGGUGCAUCGAUCUGGAGGUGGAAGAGAAACACGCCCUGAUGGAGCAGGUAGCCCACCAGACCAUCGUCAUGCAGUUCAUCCUGGAGCUGGCCAAGAGCCUGAAGGUCGAUCCCCGGGCUUGUUUCAGGCAGUUUUUCACGAAAAUUAAGACGGCUGACCAGCAGUACAUGGAGGGCUUCAACGACGAGCUAGAAGCCUUCAAAGAACGGGUGCGAGGUCGAGCGAAGGUUCGCAUCGAGAAGGCGAUGAAGGAAUACGAGGAAGAGGAGCGGCAGAAACGGCUGGGCCCCGGCGGGCUCGACCCCNNNNCGGUGUACGAGUCCCUCCCGCCUGAGCUGCAGAAAUGCUUUGACGUAAAAGAUGUUCAGAUGUUGCAGGACACGAUCAGCAAAAUGGAUCCCACC